UGCCAGCCUCCCGGCAGCUGGUGGCCGCCUGACGCAAGGGUGUUCCCGUCUCCGGUAGCAGAUGCGAGAUAACCGCGUACGGAGGACCCGUCCCCGCAGCAGCCAUCCAAAAACAGGAAUCACCCGGUGCCCGUUUUCCCAGAUCCCCCACUCGAUUCCCAGGUCUUUGUCCACAGCAGCGGGAGCUAUUUAUUAGACGAAAUUCUGGGGUACGAGCUAAUGUUUGCAUCUCAUCUCACAAGGGCCCCGUCUUUUUUGCACCCAUCUCCCCGAAAUCACACCGAGGUAUAUUGACCUCAUCCAUAACAACAACAACAGCGGUGACACUACGACAAUAAUGGCGGGUACGCAGCCUAAGAGCGAGACCGUUGGCGUCGCCGACAGGAUAGACGAGUUCGAUACUAGUGUCAUUGCGCCAGCCGAGGCACCCAAGAGAUCACCAUGGAAAGCGUGGAUGUACCUUUGGGAAUGGUACCCUAAGCAUUAUCCGCCAGAAGAGAGAAAGCUUCUGAGGAAGAUGGACGCAUGCCUCUUGACUUUCUGCUCGUUCAUGUUCUUCCUGAAAUGGCUCGACUCGUCAAACAUCAAAAACGCCUACGUUUCCGGUAUGAAAGAGGAGCUCGAACUGUAUGGAAACGAGUAUUCGCUCUUCGACACUUUCUACAACGUGGGGUACCUUGUCUUCCAGGUUCCUUCUUUGCUGCUCCUUUCUAGACCGAGAGUCGCAAAGUACUAUCUGCCCACCAUGGAAGUACUCUGGUCGAUUGUGACUUUUUGCCAGAGUCAGAUGCGCAGCAGAAACGAUAUAUACGGUACUCGCUUCUUACUUGGUCUACUCGAAACUCCCGUGGCAUCCGGUACGACGUACGUUUUGGGUUCUUGGUACAGGCCUGAAGAGGUGUUCAAGCGCACUGGAGUCUGGUACGUCUCUAACAAUAUUGCCGUCAUGUUUGGUGGCUACCUACAAGCUGCAGCCUACAAGAAUCUAAACGGGGUCCAUGGCAUGGCUGGGUGGCGCUGGCUAUUCAUCAUAGACGGGGUGAUUUCCCUACCCAUCGCUUUAGCCGGGUACCUGAUUUUCCCCGGUCUUCCAAGUAGUAAGAAGCCAUGGUGGCUCACGCCCAAAGAGCACGAAUUAGCUCGGUCUCGCAUGGUCAACGCAGGUGUGCAGCCCAGCAAAGAGCUAAGCUGGACCGUAGCCAAGCGCACAUUCACACGCUGGGAAUUCUACAUGGGCAUGCUCUGCUAUACCUUUUUCCUAUCUUCGUCCUACCCCCACGGACAAAUGGCCAUCUGGCUUAAAGAUCUCACGGCAAAGCACCCAGGCGCAUACACUGUACCGCAGAUCAACACCAUCCCUACCGGUGCUCAGGGUGUUUCUGUGUUUGCCGCUCUACUCGCAACCUCACUUUGCAUGGUGUACCCGCUCUGGUUCAUUUUCUCCAUUGUCCAAGCCAUUUACAUCAUAGCAAACAUUUCGCUCUUGGUCUGGAACAUACCCAAGGGCUACCACUUUGCCUGCUAUUACCUUCUUGGCGUAUCAGCAGCGAUAACACCCAUACUCAUGCCCUUUAUCAACAUGGCGCUGCGUGAUGAUGCUGAGGCACGUGCAGUGACCGUUGGCGCGAUGCUGACUGCCGGGUGGGCGGUGUUUUCGUUUUAUCCCAUUACGGUAUUUCCGAUUGUCGAUGGUCCGAGGUGGACGAAGGGGUAUGCGGUUAAUAUUUGCUUUAUUGUUGGGUGCUGGGCUACAUUUCUAAUUAUGCAGUAUUUGUAUAAGAUGAGUGAGAAGAGGAAGCAGGCACUUGUGGUUGGGGAGAUUAUGAAGAGUGAUGAGGAUAUGGUGGGGGUGGACGUGUAUGUCAAAGAUGGGGCUGAGGUAGAGCAUGGGGAGUUGAGGAAAUAACGUGGUGGAUUGUUCGAUUAAUGCGAGUUUAGCUUGGUGCUACCUGCGAUUAUCUAAGAUAAUGACGUUGCUGAAUGAAGAUCACGGU
Messenger RNA from Bipolaris sorokiniana ND90Pr, 1994 nucleotides. RefSeq lists its product as uncharacterized. Lineage: Eukaryota; Fungi; Ascomycota; Dothideomycetes; Pleosporales; Pleosporaceae. Bases 338 to 1906 code for a protein of 522 amino acids. Gene Ontology annotation, cellular component: membrane. Gene Ontology annotation, biological process: transmembrane transport. The transcript has 4 exons. Gene Ontology annotation, molecular function: transmembrane transporter activity. The record is from RefSeq and is a predicted model, not a curated record.